Molecule: messenger RNA, 5167 nt
Organism: Rhincodon typus (whale shark)
Lineage: Eukaryota; Metazoa; Chordata; Chondrichthyes; Orectolobiformes; Rhincodontidae
Product: protein diaphanous homolog 3-like
Exons: 27
Coding region: 1-3369 (1122 amino acids)
Biological process (GO): actin filament polymerization; actin cytoskeleton organization
Cellular component (GO): actin filament; cytoplasm
Molecular function (GO): actin binding; small GTPase binding; microtubule binding
Source: RefSeq, a predicted model, not a curated record
AUGAGACUUCAUGGGCUUGACAGAUUUGCCAGUAUCCGAGUUCCAGGCAGCAAACGGAGCAGACCAGUUCUCCCAAAUGUCAGGCAAGCACAUCUUUCGAGUCGUGGCUGGUCUGCACAAUCAGCAGAAUAUGAAUAUCCCUCUAAGCAGCUCCCAGAGAAGGAAGUUAUUUCACUCUUUGAAAAGAUGAUGGAAGAUAUGAACUUAAAUGAAGAACGAAAGGCUCCACUACGUGAGAAGGACUUGAGUAUUAAAAGAGAAAUGGUUGUGCAAUAUAUUGACGCAACUUCUAAUAUUGGCUGUUUGAAGAACAGACAAUACGCUGCAACCUUACCCCAUGAAUUCAUCCAUGAAUUAAAAUCUGGUGUUGCAGAUGAAAGACUUUGCAGUUUUCUGGAAUCCCUCCGUGUAUCUUUGACUAGCAAUCCUAUCAGUUGGGUUGGAAGCUUUGGAAUUGAAGGUUUAAAGCAGCUUUUGGAUGUCUUGGAGAAAUUACUCAAUAAAAGUCAAGAACAAAAUGACCGCAAAAGUCAACAUAAAGUGAUUCAGUGUUUGAGAGCAUUCAUGAACAACAAGUAUGGAUUGGAGAGAAUCCUGGAAGAAGAACAAAGUAUAUUCUUGCUGGCCAGAGCUGUUGAUCCUAGGCAGCCUACCAUGAUGACAGAUGCAAUCAAGCUUUUAUCAGCAAUUUGUAUUGUUGGAGAAGAAAAUAUCCUUGAAAACAUUUUGGAAGCCAUAACUACAGCAGGGGAAUUAAGAAAAUGGGCAAGAUUCUACCCCAUUGUGGAAGGUCUACGUGACACCUCUGUUCAAUUAAAGGUGGCUUGUAUGCAGCUAAUUAAUGCACUUGUGACCACUCCUGAUGAUUUAGACUUGAGAAUACACUUACGGAAUGAGUUUGUGCGUUGUGGAUUGAGAGAGAUACUGCCGGAGUUGAGAUUAAUUGAAAAUGAUGCAUUGGACAUCCAGCUAAAAGUAUUUGAUGAGCAUAAAGAAGAAGAUAUGAUUGAGCUUUCACAUCGCUUGGAUGAUGUUCGAUCUGAACUAGAUGAAAUUAAUGAUGUUUAUAACAUGCUAUUCAACACAGUGAAGGACACAGCAGCUGAAAGUCAUUUUCUUUCUAUUCUUCAACACAUGUUGUUGAUCACGAAUGAUUAUUUUGUAAGACCACAGUAUUUCAAGAUCAUAGAAGAAUGUGUUUCCCAAAUAGUGUUGCACCGCAGUGGCAUGGAUCCUGAUUUUACAUACCGGAAACGAUUAGAUAUAAACUUCGAAUAUCUUGUUGAUACAUGUGUUGACAAAGCAAGAGUCGAUGACUGCGAACAAAGGCUUUCAGAACUCAGUAGAAAGUUUGAUGAAGAAUUUACAGCCCGGCAAGAAGCACAGGCCCAAAUACAGAAGAGAGAACAAAAAAUCAAUGAGCUUGAAGUGGAGUUGCAAAGUCUCAAAGCGCAGUUUUCAGCAUUACCACCUAAUGUAAGGGCCACCGUGGCUGGCGUACAAAGUGGAGUCACAUCCGGUAGUUCUGCAUUUUCAAGUCCUGGCAGAGUGCCACCACUGCCACCUCCUACAUCUGGGCCUCUUCCUCCUCCUCCUCCUCCUCCUCCUCCUCCACCACCACCACCACCACCACCAGCAACAGGGAUUAAGGGAGGACAUUGGUCUCCGCCUCCUUCUACACUACCAUAUGGAUUGAAACCGAAGAAAGAGUUUAAACCAGAUCUCAACAUGAAGAGAGUCAACUGGUGUAAGAUUAGACCACUUGAAAUGCCUGAGAACUGCUUCUGGAUAAAAGCAAAUGAAGAGAAAUAUGAAAGCUCUGACCUGUUCACUCGAAUUAGUUUUAUCUUUGGUGCACAAAAACGAGGUAACAACAAUGAAGAAUAUGAAGAAAGAAAAGAUAUCAAGAGGAAAGUUAAAGAACUUAAAGUCCUCGACCCAAAGACUGCGCAGAACCUCUCUAUUUUUCUUGGAUCUUUUCGGAUGCCUUAUGAGGAAAUAAAAAGAAUUAUAUUGGAAGUGGAUGAAGAACAAUUGAACGAGUCCAUAAUCCAGAACUUGGUAAGCCAUCUACCAGAACAAGAGCAAGUAUCUUCCUUGGCACGUUUCAAGAAUGAUUACAAUAGCUUGUCAGAACCAGAGCAAUUUGGAGUUGUGAUCAGCAGUGUUAAAAAUCUUCGUCCACGGCUGAAUGCUGUUCUGUUUAAGCUUCAGUUUGAGGAACAGGUGAAUAAUAUCAGACCUGACAUUAUGGCUGUUGCAACUGCAUGUGAGGAGUUAAAGAAGAGUAAAAGAUUUGGAAACCUGCUGGAGCUGGUGUUACUAAUUGGAAACUACAUGAAUGCUGGUUCUCGAAAUGCUCAAACAUUUGGCUUUAACAUCAACUUCCUAUGCAAACUGAAAGAUACCAAAUCAGCAGAUCAAAAGACCACAUUUUUACAUUUCCUGGCACAAAUUUGUGAGGAGAAAUAUCCAGAUCUUUUGAAGUUUCCAGAUGAACUGCAAAAUGUGGACAAAGCAAGUAAAGUAUGUGCAGAAAACAUGGAAAAGAACCUUAAGCAGAUAGAAAAGCAGCUGCAACAGCUUGAAAAGGAUUUGGAAACUUUUCCACCACCAGAGGACCUGCAUGACAAGUUUGUGACAAAGAUGUCCAGAUUUGCCCAUCAUGCCCAGGAAGAGCACCAUAAACUGGCCAUCAUGCACAGAAACAUGGAGAAGCUUUACCAUGAUUUGAUGCAUUAUUUUGUUAUCAAUCCAAAGAAAGUCACAGCUGAGGAGCUUUUUAACGAUAUAAGUAACUUCCGAACCAUGUUCAUGCAAGCUGUCAGGGAAAACACAAAGCGGAGAGAGGCAGAGGAGAAACAGAGACAUGCCAAAUUAGCCAAAGAAAAGAUUGAGAAAGAGAAAAGAGAAAGGCAACAAAAGAAAAGACUUCUCCUGGAGAAGAAUUCAGAGGGUGAUGAGACAGGCGUGAUUGAUAGCCUGCUAGAGGCCCUGCAGUCAGGUGCAGCAUUCAGAGACAGAAGGAAACGGACAGCAAGGCCUAAAGAUACUGAAAAAACUACAAGUCCAAGUUCACAAUGGCCUGUUUUGAAGCCUUGGAACCAGGAAAAUCAAAAGGCUCAACUGGAAAGGUCACAUUCUGGUCAGAAUAUCCACUUGAACACAGCUAGAAUUCCAAUUACCAAGGAGUCCAGUUCUGAAACAGAGGCAUAUUCACCUACCACAAGCAGUAAAGCUGUCAGGAAACGGGAGGGGCGUGUUGUUUUAGACCCAAAGAAGAAGGAGAUGGGAACUGUUAUUUCUAGCACUAAGAAUAAUGCUGUUCCUGAAGUAGAAGCACUACUGGCUAGGUUACGUGCUCUAUAAAGUUCACAUUGAGAUCCGUGACUUAAAAGCUGCAGAAGGUGAACCUAUAACAACAAAAUAUGAGGUUAAGGUAUGGAGUCUAUUUUUCGGUCCUGGUGAAGCAAAGCAGCAGGAAUUCUGUAUCUGCUUUGUGUGCUUGCAUUUAUGUGCCCAGUUUCUAUAGGGAGUCUGUUUAUCCAAAUUGACUUCCUUCUUCCUUGCUGUUUGCACAAUACCUUAUCCCUAAAUCAGGUUAUGUAUGCAUCAGAUGUUUUCAAUUCACAAAUGACACAUGCAGUGCAUUUGCAGGAAGUCAGCAGGGUUUCAAAUCAGACCAUUUGUACGCGCACUACUCUGAUGUAUCUUAUUUUUAAUCACCUUUAUAUCUGCAUUACAAAGAAAAUAUCAGUUCAGUUGCAACAAUGAAUGCUUUACUAAUGCAUUUUGAUUCAUAAUAUAUGCAAGUUAAAUAUAAAACUAAUUUGGUGUUUGCCAUGUGAAUUGGGUUUAUUUUUGUUAAUACUUGCCACCAUCUUGAUUUAUAAAGGAAUAUAAUUUGUGUCUUUUGCAGGACUGACACAAACAUUUACCAACAAACAUGUAGUACAAAGUAUACCUUACUUUAUUACUGACGUAUCACAGUAAUAAUUCUACUGCAGUAGAAUAUAUGCUUACCAAGUAUUGCACAGUAGAUGAUUGCUUAUGCAUCAAAGAAUAUCAUUAUCUGCUUUUGUAGACCAAAAGUUUUUUUAGUUUUUCUAGUUAUGCCUAAAAUAUUUUCAAAUGUACAAAAAUAUAUAUAUUCUGUCUAUUAAUUGUUAUAUUCACUGAUUGUUAGAGCAGAGAUUUAUUUUGGUUAUCUUUACAAUGCUUUUAUCCUCUGCAUGAUCUAUUCAGAAAGAGUGAAAGAUAUGGACACUUUGGUAUCAAUUAUAAUUGUAUAUGUAAUAUUUACAAGAUAAUUUCCAGAGCAUUUUCUUCUGCGUAUUAUUUCUAAAUAUGCAGCCUGAAUUCCAAUUAUUUUCUUUCUCAUUUGUCUCACAUUCUAGUUUUCAGUUUGCAUUCUAGCAACCAAGUCUCCAGAAUCAGACGCCAGGAUUACCAAGGGUCCCAUUUGAAUUUCACCUUGCUUCCUUAAUGGGUCAUCCUUUGUGAGGUUGUAACACAAGUGUAUUGUUCUUCAUUGGAAGCAGUUUGCCCAUGCCUUUCUAUCCUGACAAUUCACAUUAAUUUGACCACUAUCCACUUUUCAUUGUUGGUGCUGAUGGGACAAGAACUCUGUAUAUGCUAUACCAUUUAAUCAAUGAUCAAGGAUUGUAUAGCUGAAUGUUAUAAAAGUCCUUUUUGGCUUUUGCUUCUGAGUACUUGGUAUAUUAGAACAAAUAUGGGACCACAUGUUAAUUCUGGUAUGUAAUUCCAUCUGGUCAUUUGUUAUUUUACAUGUAAAUAUAGUCCCAGCAAAUCAAUUAAAAACUUAAAUCUAUUAAAAAGUGUUAGUGUGUUACCUAGGAAAUUAUGCAAUUCUUUCUGUAAUUACUUUGAAAAGGAAAUUUAAUAUUUGCAAAUUAUCUCGACCUUCCAUGCGAUAUAUCCAUGAAUGUAUUAGAAUGGUUCCAUGUAUGACAUUUGUGUCUGUGUCAUUGUAGAACGAACAUAUUUACAGGUAUAAAGUUGUGACUUCAUAUUAUUGUAUACCUGAUGCUCCAAUUUCCUGUAUUUCAAUUGCCAAAAGCAGUGGUUAGCAAAUAACUCACUGGAAUAAGGGACGAGGCAUAUUUUGUUGGGUUGAAAUAUUUCUAUAAUAAAAAUGUCACUUAUA